AUGGAGAUGACAGCCGAAUUGAUGGCAGUGCCCUCUCCUCAGGUGCUUCUGGACUCUUACCCUGUCAAACCUGAAGAUGGAUCAAUGUUCCCGGUCGCUGCCAAGGAGACCAAACAGGCAAAGCAGCGAUAUGUUGUUAACGAGAUCAAAAAGCUGAUCGAAGGUUGUGAUGAUUUUGUCGGGUUAGUUGCUGGCGAAAAAGGGGAGCCUGAGAUUCUCUCGUCGCCAAACUUGGAGCAGCAUAAAUACACAAUUCUCGGUGAUGCUCAUGGGAACUUCGCGCAAUAUAUGAGUGAUCGACGAUUGAUAACAGGCAACUCCGUGGCGCCUACCAGACGAGCCUCGAAGAUCCACAAGCAGGCAUCUGAGAGCAGCAAUAUGCCGAGUGGCUCCAUCUCGUACACUUUUCAGAGACCUCAAAAGCGACAUCGUUCGAGGACUAUAAACCCUCGAAACUGGGUCAGACCGAAGAUUCAGCAGAACAGCCACGGCCUUCGACUGGUUUGUGAGACUCCUGCCUCCCAAAUCAGGGUGGACGACCGGGAGAAACUCGAGCAGUGGUUCGAGCAGGCAUUCUUGACCUUGCAACAGGUGGCAUGUCGUCUAGUAGCCAAGAUCUGGAUCAAGAAAAUUCAUCCGAAGAAGCAAUCUACGCAUCCGUACAACGGUGGAAUGCCCCGUGGCGAACCAGCAGACUCCAAUCGGACAAAACCACCAUACUGGCCAAGACAUGUCAUCCACCGCGAGCCUGACCACAUUGGUCGUGAGGACAGGACGAGCCUGCUUGUUCACCUCAUUUUAGGCACCCCGCAACCAAUCAUCACCAAUCCGCCGGACCCCCAGCAUCAGCAAACCGUCACUGCAGCUGACCUACUGGAAUGUCUUGAAGUGAAGCGCGAUGAGUUAAGAGAAGACCGUUGGGAGAUUCUUGAGCAAAUCACCAGGGCAAGACAGAUGAUGGAGCAGUAUGAAGCAGGCGAGAUAGACGGUGAUGCUCUAGUUUUCCUCAAUGAUUACAGUGAUGGCUUGAAGCUUACGCCUCAUGACUCGGAAGACGACGCACAUAUGCACGAAGCUACUCAUCAAGGUGCUUCCAGCGACGGGUCCCACGAUGAAGAGUCGGCUGUUGGACCAGACUUCACACCAGCCUCAUCAGCCCAGAAUUCCCCUCACCUAAAUGCUGACGGCAGCUUGCCGACCAGCAGGCUUCGAGCUGCGAUGGUCGGCGAAAGUGUAAAGAACCGUCGGAUUGGUGGCCGCAGACCACGAGCUAUGGCGAAUUUGGGCCGUGUCACCACUACAAUUUCGCAACAGCAUCCUCACGAGCUGCAGAACCAGAUGGCCAUGGACGUCUCAAAGGGUGAUUACCAAUCUGUCGGUGCAAUGAACGAUCUCAUGCUUCAGGAACCGACCAUUGGUGUCACACAUCCGCAUUGCAGCCAUGGCUCGAUAGUCGGGAUACCCCCGCAGAUUUCACCGAACAUGUUUGAGGGUGCGCUUGACCGUCAUACUGGCGAAAGAGACGUCACGACCUGUCUACCCCCUCAAGGGCAUCGACCACAGGGUUUCGUUUCUCAGGCCUGGUCGGGAUUGGUGCCACAUGGGGGAUCAGAGUUGGAGCAAAUUUUUGGCAUUACUCCACAGAUGAUCACCAAUCCCGAGAUGGGCCACACUUUCUUCGGUCACUUUCAGCACGAUAUGGGUGGUGGCAUGCACACUGGCCAGCCUCUGAUGAGCCCGCUGCAGUAUCGGGAUCACACCGACGGUCAUCAACGAAUUCUCCCUCUUCGAGUGAUCCAGGCGCAGCAGUCAGGCGCGAUGACACACUCCGAUAACAGAAUGGACAUGUUGGCAGGUCAUUUCUAUCGGCCGUAG
This is a messenger RNA of Exophiala dermatitidis NIH/UT8656, 1875 nucleotides long. RefSeq lists its product as uncharacterized. The record is from RefSeq and is a predicted model, not a curated record. The transcript has 7 exons. The coding region runs from base 1 to 1875 and encodes 624 amino acids. Lineage: Eukaryota; Fungi; Ascomycota; Eurotiomycetes; Chaetothyriales; Herpotrichiellaceae.